CCAAAAAGUUUUUUUUGCCACAAAAAAAAAGUUUUUCAUGUAAAAAAGUCAAAUAAAAUGUAAAAAGUGCAGUGCGGUGAUAAAAAUAAUAUAAAAUAAAACCAGACAAAUUAUAUCCGUCUCUGUAAUAAUAAAGUUGUUUGUUCGAGAAAGCAGCUAACGACGCACGGGAGUAAUUAUAGAACAGACAACUGUUCCAAAAAAACAUUCGGAACGUAAAAAGUGAUUUAAAUAACAAAACUGGCUUCACAGCAAAUAUUACAGCAGAAUAAAUCGAAAAUCACAGCAGAAUGGGAUACCGGUUGGAGCGGAGGACCCGAAGCACAUGAGAUAGAGAUACAAGAGACCAUGACAAAUUCACCCUUAGCUGUAAAUGAAACCAGUAUUCCCACAGAAACAGAACCAAAAAUAAUCGUAAGACCGGAAGAAGCUUUAAUAGUGAUUUUUGUACUCAUUCUCUGGGUUGGUGCUAUUGCAUUAUUUUUUAAUCGUUGGGGCAAAAUCCGCAUGCUUGAACCAUAUCAGCCAAAGUUCGAGGCGAAACAUCGAUCGUCGUGCCCGCUCGUCGAUAUCGACCAGCUACCAUCCAUGGCGCAAACUAAUACGACAGCUACUUCGUCAAAUAAUGAAAUAAAUUUAGAGGAUCGACAGAGUUUCUCGAAAAUGUCCAUGGGUAUGUCGUUACAAAUGCCAACUUUCGCCCAAUGUACACUUCCAUAUCGAAAUUACUACGAUGGUUACUCACCUCGCCCAUACAGGCCACGACAAAAUUCGGUAUUUGUUGGACCACAUAUCGUUUCGCCGCCCCAACCGCCAAGAAAAACACGCUCAGCUGUCGAUAUUCACUCGUUGGUGCAAAGUGAGGGCAUCAUCGAAGAUGUUUAGAUAGGAAACUCAUUAAUUUUAAUUAAAAUGUUUAAUUAAUUAUUUGUUUUACGGAAAAUAUUUGUUUUUGUAUCAUGUAUAUAAAUUACAAAAAAUAUCAAAAAUUAAUAAUUUAAACUUGUAAUUAAGAUUAAAAAAAAUAAUUAUCAAAA
This is a messenger RNA of Culicoides brevitarsis, 1037 nucleotides long. RefSeq lists its product as uncharacterized. The record is from RefSeq and is a predicted model, not a curated record. The coding region runs from base 349 to 885 and encodes 178 amino acids. Lineage: Eukaryota; Metazoa; Arthropoda; Insecta; Diptera; Ceratopogonidae. The transcript has 7 exons.